GUGUGUGUGUGCGCAUCUGUAUGGGUCAGUAUCACCCACUAUGCGCCGAGGGACGGGCCUUGUGCCGUGCGUUGAGGGGCUCGUCGGGUCGCUCGUCGGGGCCGAUCUUGGCGACGCUCCUCCGGGGCGCAACGGAAGGGGCCGAGAUGAGGCUGGUCACCGGGGUCCAGCUCAUGAUUGCGGAGGAGUACUCGUCGGGUGUCGGCGUGUAGGACCAGCUGGCCGUGUGAAUGUUGUGAUUGAGGUAGUCGGGCUCCGUCGUCACGCCGUCGACCUUCAGGUCCAGUGAUGUCACGUACGCCACUAAAAUGUCACCCUCUCGACCGCCACCCCAUUCUCGCUCAAGGCCUUGAGCGUGUAGCUGAUGCUGAAGGGCAACAUGGCCCCGCUGCUGUCGUGCUGCAGCACGUCUCCACCGUACCUGCACGCACAUACGCCGGGCACACACGCAGAGAAAUGAAUGGCGUGCUUGACUUCGUGCCACGCCCUCCUCAGCUGCCAUUCACACUGACCCGAUGUCCCUCAAUUUGACGUUGGGGAACAGGAGACUGACGCCAAUCUCCGGCGCGUCGGUGGCAGUGAGCUGCUGCAGGUCCACGCAGUCACGCUCCGGCCGGGUCAUGUACUCUGUCACACCCUCGAUCAGGCACCCAGCCCUGCCCGAUUUGGCGGCCUCGUGCAGGGCCUUGACCGGGAGGAAGAGCGCGCUCAGGUCGGCGCGGUAGGUGCUGCCGAUGAUGGGUGGGAGAUCGACACAGCUGGUGCCGAAGUCAUUGGUGCCGCGAUAUACGGCAUGGGUGGGCUGGACGCCGAGCAGCUUCAUGCACAGCUUGUCCCACUCCAUGAGGGGCAGCCGCUGCUCGUUGCCCCACCAGGUCGUCAGGUCCGGCUUGACGAUGCAUUCCAUGAAGAUGUCGGCCGUGAGUGUGGGCGCAUCGAUGGCGAAUCUGAAAGCACGCACCCAUUCAUGCAGAAUCAGGCAGCCAUCCCAUCCGCUCACCUGAGGUUUUUGACGGUGUAGUCGCACCGGGCCGUCUUGUCGUCGAAGCGCGCCGUGACGUCGACGAUCUUGGGCCACAGAGGCUGCCCUAUGAGGACGAUACAGUUGGUCAUCUCGGGCCCCAGGCUCGUGAGCGACGUCGGAACACGCUGCUUGAAGUCGGGGAACGAGAUCGAGUUGGGGCGGCAGAUGAUGUUGGUGGCCUCGAGUGACACGAUGCGAAUCUGGCCGACCUUGGACAGCGGGAGGUCGGGACUCACGCACGGCAGGUGAUGCAGCUCGUUCGUUGUGUCACGCUCCAUCUUGAACCUGAUGGUGUCGAUACGCUCGAGCAUCUUCAACAGGCUGCACACACACACAGACACACAGACACACGCACAGAGAGAGAGAGAGAGAGAGAGAGAGAGCGUGCCGUCGGUCCGUCCUUCCCUCUCCCUCCCUCCCUGCCUUCCUUCCUUCCUUACCGGUCUCUGGGAACCGGGAUGCAGAUGGUCAUGUUGAGCCGCUGCAUCUCUAUGACCAAGCCGCCAGGCACCCAUACGACCAGCCGCUUGGUCCCGGCCCGCCACUCCCACUCCUCCUCAGCCUUCAGCUCCUUCACUCCUGCUAAGCCUGACCCGCCCCCAAUUUGGGUCAGACAGCGCCACCGUUCACCAAAAGGAAGGGUACCACGGGCGGUAGAGGAAGGAAGUGGCAGGCAAAACCCGGACGAGUUGGGAGGGGCGGGAGGGGAUGCGGCGGACCACAUAAGCCAAAAAGCGAGUGAAAAGAAAAAGAAACGGGGGAUCUGUGGCCGAAAGAAGGCUGAGAAGUCGAGUGUGGAUGAAAAUUGGGAAAAGUGGGUCGAAUUUUCGAAUUUCCCGUCCCGUCUCCAAUUCUCGCCGAGGGAGAUCAUUGCUUGCAUCAUCUGUUCGUGGAGAAAACAGC
Molecule: messenger RNA, 1927 nt
Organism: Vitrella brassicaformis
Lineage: Eukaryota; Vitrellaceae
Source: the annotation of a GenBank genome assembly